CUUGAUCUCUAUGAUGUUCCAUGUUGUUUUCCUCUUUCCCGCGUUGCCCCUCUACUUUUACGCUCCCACUUUCUUCUCUUGCUCUGCCCGGCAUAGCGCCAGCUUUUGAACCUUAUCCUCUCAGCGUCGCUCUUUACUGAUGAUACGCGACAGGAUCAGGUCAGGAGCAUAUUAUCGAUAUCAUCAUCCCCAAAAGAAAACUUCCUCCUCAUUGCAGAGGAUAUUUGCGAAUCUGAGAUUCCAAAAGCUCUACGACUGUUUCCAAGGCCGGAUUUGUCUUUCCGACGCAAGAGACCUUCACAUUCCCAUAAACAAUUCAGCACAGGUGGCAGUGGUUGAGGGAAAGCAGAUCCGGAGUCGUAUUUGCUUUUGCCCCCUCCCACACCAUGCCCAACGGGGGCCGGCGACUUUCGCCUGAUUCAAAGAACGCCCACAAUGCCUCACAAUCAACUCCUCUUUCACCGAUCUCUUCCCAAGCCCAAGCCGCCCAUACACAAUGGCGCGAGUCUCGCACAUCAUCAUCUCAAAGUCACUCGUCGAGCUCGAGCGCCCACUAUCAACAUCCCUCUCAGCAAUCUCAUUAUCAUCACUCCCGACCGCCAUCUUCUUCUUCCAGCUCUGGGUCGGCAGUUGGGUACGAGUCCAGGUAUGGACCUCCACAACUGGCGCCUCCUCCAUUAGCGCCUUACGUUACAUCCAACCGGCGGUUUUUCGCACCUCCUCCCGCGCAGGAACAGUGGUUGGGUCCUGAUGGUCGACGUCUUACCAGCCAAGACCCUCGGCCAGCCUUUCCUCCCCUUCAGCGGCCUCCGCCUGAGCAUAUUCUGACGGCUUCUAGCUCCAGAUUGACGCUGUCUAUUCCCCCGCCCGUACAGCCAACCUCAUACUCCCACCCCUAUCCUCCUCCGGCGCCAUCUUCGGCUGAGGAAUCAACCCAGCGCCCGGUUCUUCCGGGAGGUCAUGCGUUGACAUCAAAGCACUCCUCCAUGGUCUCCACCCACGACCACAAUCCACUUCAUCCUUCCUCGUCAACUGUCGUUAGGGCGAAAGGGCACAUGGAAGUGCCCGGAAAAGAAUCUUUCCCUCUGGUCACUGGGUGGCAGGAACCUUCUUUCAGCCCCAACAAGCUCCCGAUGAGGUCUCGAUCUCGAUCCUCGUCUUCGGCUGACUCGGGUAGCACAUCCCGAGGGGGCUCGCAAAGAUCUUUUCGCGACGAAGGGGCUCGAAGAGCUUCUAGGACAAGCAGUACCUCGAGCCAGGUCGAAGAAUAUCGACAGACUUCGGGGAACACCUCUCGAGAAGGCUCUGUUCGGGCAGCGAGUGUUGGUGUAGAGCAUCGCAGAGGAAAGAAGAAGCGUACCCGGGCACUGAUGACCCAUGCUCAACAAGCAGGUCUUAUGAAUAUGUGGAAGCAGACCAAAUUUCCGACUAGUGGAGACAGAGAGGUCCUCGGUCAGCAGAUUGGCUUGACAGCUCGGCAGGUGCAGGUGUGGUUUCAAAAUCAACGGCAGAAAGGCCGAAAAACACUUCUCGUCAACGGCGGUGUGCCCGACGGCGAGGACCCAGCAGACUACGAAGACCUUCAGAAGUCUCCUCGUUCGCGUCGCUUGUCGGUGGAGAAGGAUGAGAGAAUUUCUGCAUGGGCAGGAAACAGCGCUGGCGGGGCGUGGCCGGUGGCAGAUGGACACGCUACUGAGGCCGCGACCCCCAGCUACGGGGCUGGCUACACCUACUUUCCUCCAGCGACUGGCGAGCACCAAUUCCGACACGUUCCCCCCAACACCAAGCCCUUCCCGGUCCCUCCUCACACUCAUCCAUCAGCUCCACUUCCCCCGACUUCCGCACUGUCGUGGAGUCCAAGCUCGCAGUACCCUUCCGUCCUUGAACCACCUCGUUCGUCAAAUUCUUUACCCAACGGAGACAUGACGUACGCACCUGCACCGCUCCCCUCUCGUUCAGGGUUUGUGGAUCCCAACUCUGCGUCUUCGUCUCGGGGCGGAUAUCAUUCCUACGAGCAGUACAGCAGGGGGUACAAUGUCCAUCCUCCUGUUCAGGGGGGUCAUUCCCCUGCCUACAUCCACGAAGCUUCACACCGACGCUCCAUAUCUGAAGAUCAACAUCCUAGUCCGUCCACACUGCCCCCGCCUCCUUCCUCUUUCUCAUUGGCACCGUUUGGUUCUGGCCUUGGGCCGCCUCCUCCUCCUAUUCUGUCGGCCCCAAUCACAACCCCCUCUCUGAGUCAAUCGAGUCGCCAGCGAGCUGAUACACGAUCGAGUGUUCAGUCGGUCCCAUCCUCUUCUAGCACGACGUCAACGCCGGCGUCAACCUCUCACUUGCCCCCGAGUUUGGCUCGUAUCGCCAUCGCGGGCCCGGUCGCUGGUGGUGAUGAUCUUCCCAGUCUAUUGCCAGGGCUGGUCGGGGAUCGUAAAGACGAGGAGGUUGGUUCACCGAGGAAAAGGAAUGCGAGCUGGACCUUGCCUGAACGACGAGUGAAGGGGAGAGCCCAAGAAGAAGAAGAAGGCCCCUCGUCUGGGGUGCGGAAGCUGCUGGAGUGAUGCCUGGUUUGCUUAUUUCAGUCUUCUCAUUCUUUGGACGCCUUGCGCUUCCAUCUCGAAAGAAGUCAUCGAAAACAGUAUAUAUAGCGUCGUAGAAUCAUAGCAUCGAGAUGUUUUUGGGCUCGGAUCUUACAAUGGUCGCUGGAAGGUGGAAAAGCUGUUUCUUGUCUGAUUAUCUUUAUGAUUUAUCGGAGCAUCGGCCAGCAUAUCCUUAUACAAAUAUUGAAGUACUGUACAGUACCGUGAUGAGCGAGCAUUGAUUUACGAAAGACAUGCAUCAAAAGAUCGA
Cryptococcus amylolentus CBS 6039 is the source of this 2844-nucleotide messenger RNA. RefSeq lists its product as hypothetical. The transcript has 5 exons. Gene Ontology annotation, cellular component: nucleus. Gene Ontology annotation, biological process: regulation of transcription by RNA polymerase II. The coding region runs from base 387 to 2555 and encodes 722 amino acids. The record is from RefSeq and is a predicted model, not a curated record. NCBI's taxonomy places the organism in Eukaryota, Fungi, Basidiomycota, Tremellomycetes, Tremellales, Cryptococcaceae. Gene Ontology annotation, molecular function: sequence-specific double-stranded DNA binding; DNA-binding transcription factor activity, RNA polymerase II-specific.